AUGAAACCAUCACUUGCAAGACCUGAAUCGAAGAAUCAAUCUGGCAACAACACAACAUAUAAAAAGAUUGCUGGAGUAAGGACACGUAAUGGUCCAUUUCAUGGUGUAGAAGCUUGGUUUAGUGGAUAUAACCUAGACAUCGGGAAAGAUCAAGCCUCAUAUAGUCAAAUUUAUAUAGGAAGUGGAUCGAACAACCAAGUCAAUUUUAUUUCAGCGGGAUUUAUGAUAAAUCCAGGAUUUUUUCCCGAUGGACGUAUUUGGUCAUAUGGAUUUUGGAAGGGUAAAGAUGGAAAAGGAUGUUACAAUACGGCGUGUUCAGGAUUUGUUCAAGUAUCGAAAGAGAUUCCAAUAGUUCAACCAAUUGAUAACCUUAAACCAGGGGAAUCAACCUGGUGGCAUAGUGGUGCAAAUAUGGUUGGAGUUGGAGGUGUAGUUCAAGCUUCACGUUCUGGUUCAAGCCCUCCGAUGGGUAAUGGUAAUUUUCCAGAGAAUAAAUUUCCAGUGACACACCCCAAACGUUCAGCGAUUUUUACAAAUAUUGAAGUCUUGAAUUAUCACUAUGAGCGACCUAGUUCACUUGGUUUUUAUUUUAACUAUGGUGGUCCGGGAGGAAACUCUUGUGGAAUUUGA
Molecule: messenger RNA, 630 nt
Organism: Arabis nemorensis
Lineage: Eukaryota; Viridiplantae; Streptophyta; Magnoliopsida; Brassicales; Brassicaceae
Source: the annotation of a GenBank genome assembly